CUAAUUACUCUCGUACAUGAAUAGAUUAUUUCUUCCACCCAGAGAUCAUUUGCACAUUUCUCCAAGAAUUUCUCCCGCCCAAUCCUCAGCUCAAAGAACCUAAUCCACCCAUCUUCCAGCUCUAUCUCUCUCUCUCCUCACCUACGACACUCUUCUAUGCCUGCGGUCUUUGAACCUGACUCCGCCGGCAUCAUCCAUCCGGCGACUCCUGAGAAAAGGAGCGUGAUUCAGAUGAACCCGCUCAGCCCCAACAUCUUCCGGUUCAAGACCGAGACUCGCCGAUCAAUGCACUCGCUUUCCCCUUUCGGGUUCCAUGAUGUGGUCAUCGGAGUUCACCAUUGCCCGGUCAAGGCUCCUCAGAAGGUUCGCGAUCGGUCGCCUUAUAAGGUUUUGGAUGCAACUACUUUGCAGGACGAUUUAUACUCGAAUUUUGUCGAUUGGUCUUCGCACAAUGUGCUUGUUGUUGGGUUGGGAAAUUUUGUUUAUUUAUGGAAUGUUUGUAGUAGCAAGGUAAUCUCUAGUUGUAGUAGCAAGUUAACUAAGUUAUGUGACUUGGGGAUUGACGAUAGUGUAUGUUCCGUUUUCUGGGGUUAACGUGGAACUCAUCUUGCAGUUGGAACUAGCAAUGGGAAAGUCCAAAUUAGAGAAACUUGUACCCAUUCAUAUCUGGUAGACAUGCUGCAUUCUUAGAGAUUUAAAAUUGAGAUCUUAUUUUUAUAUUUAUAAAAUUGCAAAGUGGAAUUACAAGUGUAGUUGCAACAACACAGUGUAGGUGUUUGAGCAACAAGUUUGUGACUUUAAUAUGGGGAAUACGAUCCUCAAACAACAUAAUGCUUGAAAUACUUAUAUGUACUGCAUAACUUGUGGAGCAUGUCAUCUAAAAGAGAUUGUUUUAACUAGGGAACCCGAAGCCACCUAUGCACAGGAGUCUACAUGAGCAUGCUUGUAUUCAGAAGGAUGGCGGUAAUGUGAGUUCAAAUGGAUGACUCCAGGGGCGCCUUGAAGUUUCUAGGGCCUUUGGAGAUUGCCAGUUCAAAAAGGUUCUAUUUUCUCUUCUUUAACACUUUCCCAUCUCGUUAUUUGUUUCCUUUGUUUUGAAUGUAACAUAAAACAAUUGUUUACAGCUCUAUAUUGAAAAAGAUCAAAUCUGUAAAACUUGUGCUAUUAUAAUAAAUAUAGCUCAAGUUAUUAUAAAUUGGGAAUUUUAUUUUUAGAAAGAAUGCCUAUGUAAAUGAUUCUUUUGUAAUUACUAAAUAUGCUUAAGUUUAUCCGUCCACUUCUCAUGGUACAAAACCAUAUUACUUUACUCUGCAAAAGAUAGUUGAAUUGAAUGUUAAUGUACUCGAUGCUUUGAUUGUAUUAUCUCUAUUUUUCCAUUGAAUGAAUUAACUGCUUAGUAACUUUAGCUGAAUGCGUUGGACCAUGACAACCAUAAAUUAUCAACAACUACUAGAAUGUUAAGCAAUGUAAUAUAGUUGUGCAUUGUAUUUGCUAAUUAUUAUAGGAUAAUAAACAUGAGGACUAUGUAUACUUGUUAUCUUGAGCGCCUACCAUGUCCUAAACUACCUUAAUGCGAAGAGUACCAAAUAUGUAAAUACACACUAUAUCCACUGUAUGCGCACGACAUGCACAUGAUAUGCACACCAUGUGUACUAUAUGCUUAGUUUCCUGUCAAGACAUACCUUUUCAGUGAUUCUUUUUUGUUUUGGUUUUACAAUGUAUAACUAACCUUUCAACUUUCAUAUACAUGUUAGAUCUUGGAUUUGUAACUUCAAUUACAUUCAUAUUUCUCAUUUUGUGCAUUUGUCCUGGGCCUUAGAGAAAUGAUAUUUUGUAACUUGAUUAUGUAAUGUCCAAAGUUGACUGUUAAAUAUGGUUGCACUGGUAAAAUGAGAACGUGCAUUUGACAAGACGACGUUGGGUGCAUUUGUAGGGCAAGUAUUUUUGCUAAUUCGAGUGGUGCAUUUGUCAUUCUUGUUUCUUUAGUGAAUCUAACAAAUUUUAUUUGAUUG
Messenger RNA from Malus domestica (apple), 2012 nucleotides. RefSeq names its product B-type cell cycle switch protein ccs52A-like. The record is from RefSeq and is a predicted model, not a curated record. Gene Ontology annotation, biological process: positive regulation of anaphase-promoting complex-dependent catabolic process; positive regulation of ubiquitin protein ligase activity; anaphase-promoting complex-dependent catabolic process. Gene Ontology annotation, molecular function: anaphase-promoting complex binding; protein binding; ubiquitin ligase activator activity. Gene Ontology annotation, cellular component: anaphase-promoting complex. Lineage: Eukaryota; Viridiplantae; Streptophyta; Magnoliopsida; Rosales; Rosaceae.